AUGCAAAAUAACAAAAGACAAUCAAGAAAUAUAAGAAACCCACAACCCCCUAAAAAACCUGGCGAAGCCGUUUUCAGUAUAUAUGUCAGAGAGCAUAUUUGUAAUGAAUGUGGAAAAGUCAUGACAACAAGUUCUAGCUUAAAAAGACAUCUGAAAACUUGUCAAGCAAUCUCUAGUGGAAAACCUAGUUCUUCAGUUGAGAGCGUUAUAAAUGAUUAUUUGAUGAUGGCUUUGAACAAAGAACUACUGGCCGAACCAACAAUGACUGCAGCCAAUAUCAACAGAUACGACUACUCUUCUGGUGAGGAAAAUGAAGAUGAUGAAGACGAUGAGUAUAAUGAGCAGUAUCAAGACAAUCAAGCCUUUGACCCUUAUUUUGAAAACAACCUAUUGGGCUAUAAUGCUCUUUACAACUCGAUUACUAAUUGUAUGUCUUCUUUUGAUGAUGAUAAUGAUGUAGAGAGGGAUUCUGAUGACACUGACUCUGCCAAUACCGCAGAAAAACUCAUGAGUGGUCCUAUUGCAGGAUGCCACCCUUUUCCAAAUUUGCAGAUGAUACUUUUGCUUGCCAUGAAUAUGCUCAUCAAGAUUCAGGCUGAAACCGCAGGACAAGGAACAUUCAAGCUUUCUAAGUUGAAUGAACUCAUGAAUUACCAACGGAAUAAAAAGAACAGGAUUCCCACACUUCCUACUGUAGAAGUGAAAGAUCCUAAUUCGAAUCUGCUGACUGUAAUUGCCCAAAUGAUCCUGCCAUUGACACACAUCGAAUUCCUCAUGACCAACCCUAAGAAAUGUGAACGUGUUUAUUCUCUACCCAACCGAACUUCAGACCAAGCUACCUGUUUCCAACAAGGCAAGAAAUGGAGAGAGAACGAAUACUUACAACAGCCAAUGUUUACCAUCACAUAUUGGAUUGGAAUCAUUGACACAGUUUAUUACCUGAAAUCAGAAACAGUAGACGUUAAAGUUGAAGACUUGGACUGUAUUGAUACACUGGCAAAGAAUGCAAUUUUUUACUCUCGUAUAACUACCUCUGUUACUGGUCUGGACAAAGAAUAUUAUGAUCUUUUCUAUAUACCUCACCACUUGAAGAAAGCUGUUCCUGGUGAAAGUAAUGUUGGCACGUUUUAUAAAUACAAUCCAUAUGAAAGCUGGUCCAUGUUUCUUGUGGCAAUGUCUUAUGCAGAGCGCUCUUCUACCAAGAAUAUUUGCUUCCUGUCUACUGUCCCAAAGAAGAAAGGUGUUAGUGAUCUGUUUCUCCUGCCAACAAUCGCCAAAAAUCUUAAGAAACUUGAAGGUGGCAUUCUUAUAUACUCUGCUAAACACAAGGAAUAUGUUUUGGUCAUUGCUCCUUUGCUCUUUAUUGAAGCCAACACUCCUUGUCACUCGGAACUCUGUGGCAUACUUGGUCCUGCGACUUUGCACCCAUGUUGUAAAUGUUAUUGCAUGCUCCAAAGAAAUGUUUCUUUGCAAAUCAAGGAAUAUUAUCUCAAGAAACAUACACCAAGAACUUGGGAACAUUAUGUGAUGGCUAAUUCUACUAACAAACGUAAUAUAAUUAUGCCUGAUGUUUUAGGAACUAAUAAGCCUGUGACUGCAAGGGCACUUAGUUUUAUUAACUAUUCUACAGGAUGCUUGCUUGAAUUGAAAGUGUUUGACCCAGCAAAGGACACACCGGCCGAGAUUCUUUAUACGAUUUUGCUUGGUAUUGCGAAAUACUUGAUGAAUGAAUUAGUGAAGGAAAUUCUCAAGAUGAACCCUGAAAAACUGGAGAGAUUGGCCAAUAACUUUAAGGUGCUACUGCAGAUUCUUCCUGUUGCUCUACUCAGAGACUUUUCCAAUGAUCAGGUAAUUGGAACAAUUUUGCCUUGCUUUGCUGAACUUGGUCGUCUAUGUUCAUUAGUAUUUGUUAGACAGGUUGAAUCCGGAUUUGAAGAAUAUCUUGCCCAGGUUGACAGUGCUGUGAACGCAUUGACAAGACAAAUACAGCAUGAGUACCCUGGAAGUGAAAUUGCAGAAUGUAUCAAGCACAAUGAUGAUACAGCUUUCUGGCACUUAUUCCUUGGUGGAUCACGCAAUUUUGCAGACAACAAUGAUACCAAUGACGUUACAACUUUAAAGGACAAUUCCUUUGCUGCUUUUGUUAUCAAGAACAGCAUUGGCAUGACUCCCAGCAUUAGACUGAUCUCUGGUUCAAUGGUGACUUUUCUUUGGCCCACUGCUCGCACGAGUGAGGAGAUAAAAAAUAACUACCUUAAAGUAGAAAUGACAAGUGAUCAUAUGUCUCUUGAUUCUCUCAAGCCUCUGUAUAAAAUUGAUUUAAUGAAAGUUAAUGAUACAACUUACAUGGUUAACUUAAGUAAAUUUGGCUCAUAUUGGUUUUAUCUGCAACAUGGAUUAGCAUAG
Phycomyces blakesleeanus NRRL 1555(-) is the source of this 2406-nucleotide messenger RNA. RefSeq names its product C2H2-type zinc finger transcription factor. Lineage: Eukaryota; Fungi; Mucoromycota; Mucoromycetes; Mucorales; Phycomycetaceae. The record is from RefSeq and is a predicted model, not a curated record. The coding region runs from base 1 to 2406 and encodes 801 amino acids. The transcript is spliced from 6 exons.